UCGUCAUCUGAUGCUUCCGGUGCGGUGACGGGGAGUGACGUCACAUCCUCUCGUCCCUGGCGCACCUGACUGACGAGCGGACGACCGGAUCGAUUGACUGCAGAGCGUCAAUGAGAGCAUGGCGAACAGAGACGACGAAUAUGAUUUCUUGUUCAAAGUUGUGCUGAUCGGGGACUCCGGGGUGGGCAAGAGCAACCUGCUGUCGCGCUUCACCAGAAACGAGUUCAACCUGGAGAGCAAGAGCACCAUCGGGGUGGAGUUCGCCACCCGCAGUCUUCAGGUGGACGGCAAGACCAUCAAGGCUCAGAUUUGGGACACGGCGGGACAGGAGCGCUACCGGGCCAUCACCUCGGCGUACUACCGGGGGGCGGUGGGCGCGCUGCUGGUGUACGACAUCGCCAAGCACCUGACGUACGAGAACGUGGAGCGCUGGCUGAAGGAGCUGAGGGACCACGCCGACAACAACAUCGUCAUCAUGCUGGUGGGGAACAAGAGCGACCUGCGACACCUCAGGGCCGUGCCCACCGACGAGGCGCGGGCAUUCGCUGAAAAGAACACGCUGUCAUUCAUUGAGACGUCAGCGCUGGACUCCACCAAUGUAGAAGAGGCCUUCAAGAACAUUUUAACAGAAAUCUACCGCAUCGUCUCCCAGAAGCAGAUGGCGGAGCGGUGCACCCACGACGAGUCGCCGGGCAACAACGUGGUGGACAUCAGCGUGCCGCCCACCAGCGACGGCCACAAGGGGCCCCGAGUCCAGUGCUGCCAGAACCUGUGACCUUCAUCAACAAUAUCGUCGUCCUCAUCCUCCACCGUGGCGUUGGCUGGGAAAAGCACUUUUUUUUUUUAACUUUUUCUUUCUGUCACUCAAGAGACACACGUUGAAUGUUGACCGAGCUGCCGUCACGGAGCAUUUCAGGGCAGACCGAACAGUCGAGCAGUAUUAGGGGCUCACCGGCCAUCUUCUUUUGCGUCAUGCCAAAUAUAUUUAUGUAAUGUCCUCAUCGUGUAUUUAUUGAACACUUACUGCUUAUAUUCACUUUUUUUUUUCCCUCUUGAAGAGUUCAAGACUGAUUAUGUUUACAAUAAAAUGAUCGAAUUAUAAAUA
Syngnathoides biaculeatus (alligator pipefish) is the source of this 1105-nucleotide messenger RNA. RefSeq names its product ras-related protein Rab-11B-like. Bases 119 to 775 code for a protein of 218 amino acids. NCBI's taxonomy places the organism in Eukaryota, Metazoa, Chordata, Actinopteri, Syngnathiformes, Syngnathidae. Gene Ontology annotation, biological process: regulated exocytosis; constitutive secretory pathway. Gene Ontology annotation, cellular component: recycling endosome. The transcript has 5 exons. The record is from RefSeq and is a predicted model, not a curated record. Gene Ontology annotation, molecular function: GTP binding; GTPase activity.